AAAUUCCACAUAGGACAUCCGGGUUUUUUCACGAUGUAUUUGUUGUCUCUACAAGAAACUUCCUCAUAAUUAAUUGAUUAAUAUCUGCUGUUAUCUCUAAGAUUUAGAGCUCAUUAGAGUUCAACCGUUAAGCAACACUACUGUCUGUCUACCUAGCUAAGGCAACUAGUCCCUUCUAUAAAUAGCAAGCUGUAAAGCUAUAUCUACUACCUAACCUACAUCUUUAUUUCAAUGCUACCUGCAUAGUAAUAUUUCUCUCCCUGACAUAAUAUUUCGAUAUUCACAACACCUUCAAAAUGGAUGACGUUCCACCUCCACCAUAUAGCGAAACAGAUGUCUAUUCUCGCUCCGGGCGGCCACAAGCUACUCGAACGGGAUCAAAUGAUGAUAAUGUUUCGGUUACCGCAUCCUCUUCUCGCAGCAAUACUAUCUAUACCCCACCAGACACACCCCGAGAAUCACAUUAUAACUUCGCGGGCGCUGAUGAUGCUCGUACAACCACCUCUGCUCAUUCCUACUUCGAAUCCCGUCCUGCCUCUAAGCAGGCAACAGGCCAAAACUUGGUGAUAUCAUUGGCAAUCACAGAAGAUGCUUCUCCGGAUGACUUCCCAUACCCAAACUGGGCAAACGAGCAUGACACCACCGAACAAGAUUGGCAUACUUUCCUAAAUUACCUCAUUCCCGAUCAUUCCUCCCGAUCAAACUCGCACAUAGUCGAUCGUAAACUCCAAGCUGAACAUGAUGCACCAUCGUCCCCGACUGGAAGAACCAUUGCCGAGGCCCAGUUAGGACAGAUCAAAUCUAAUUCCGAUUCACAUUCACAAGCUCCACGCGAUAUUGAUGCCACCAUUCGCGAGUGGAACGAUGGCUUCUUUGGACCUAGGGGUGUAACUAUACGCCGUGCCCCAGCCUCGUACCCUGGGACACCUCAAAUGCCUAGUGCCGAACGUGUCCCCAGUGCUGACUCGCAAUCUCAGCCUCAGCCUGAGGCCGCUAGGUCAAGAUGGAAUCCAUUCAGACCAUUCGAGGCAAACAGCCGUGGCCUUCGCAUUGGGCGUCUCGCUAUUGAUGGCGACCGUGUAUCGAUCGGCGACUCGUUCGAAGUAGACAGGAAUGGCGUACGUUGGAACGGCCAAUCCAUAGAUGGCAGCCCCAACCUCCCUGGUUCCCGACCUCGAGGCGAUUUCCCUCCCGAGUCCAGCUCUUUCAAUGAUGUCCCACAAGGAAGAGGUUUUGGUCGUGGUCGAGGUCGCGGUCGUUGGUGGAAAUCCGGCCAAUCCGGCCGUCAUUGGGGUGGAUCAUGCGAUCGCUCUAGCUCUAGCUCUUCGUCGUCGUCAUCGGACUCGGACUCGGACUCUAGCAUAGGCAGUCUCCCCGAUUGGGACGAUCUAAAAGAUACCCAACUCCCCGUUACCAAGAUAUCCGUCUCGGCCUGGCUUUCCCACCCGGAACAGCCUGUAACUAGGGAAAUGCUCAAAGCUACCCGCUCCGAAAUCAAAGCAGCCAAGAACGCUGCGCCACCAACUAACGAUCCAACAUGGGAAGUCAGUCGACAGGCCAUGCGGCAAGAAGUCCGAUCGCUAUUGACACGAUUCAAGGAUCUCAAACGUGAGCAGAAGAAAGCCGCAAAAGCCAUGCGCAAGGAGCGACGGGAGCAAAAGAAAGCACUUAAGCGCGAACGUAGAGACCGCCGCCGAGCCGAAAGACGUGAACAGAAGAACCACGAGCGCGAAUUCAACCGUGCACAACGUGAAGCCGGGCGCAACACCCGCCAUAGUCCAGGUGGUGGUGUAUUCGAGCAUCCGAUCUCACACAUGCCACCCACAGGCUCCCCUAUAAUUCCCGGUCCUAGCCCACCAGGUUUAUUCGGCGGCGGUGGCCCAUUCAGUGGGGGCGGUCCCUUUGGCGGCGGACCAGGUUUUGGUCGUGGUCGCGGCCGUGGAGUUGGUCCUUUCGGUCACCCUCAUCCGCCCUGGGAAAACCCGGUUCAACAUGCGCAGUGGGAAAGCGAACAAGCACGUGCAAACGCACAACUCCAAAGCGACCUCGCUCGUACCCAAGCCGAUACCGCAAGGGCGGCAGCACACGCACAAGCAGACGCCGCGCGUGCACAAGCUCAGGCCCAAGCUGAUCGUGCAUUAAGAGCCGCAGAUGCAGCACGAGCGGAAGCCGCGGCUGCGGUGGCAGCGUGGACGAAUUCGAGAAGACACCCGUUCCUCUCGCCGUCGAUGUCGUCGCUGCGCCCGCGCACGAGGGGGCAUUCGCAGACUAGGUCUACGACUGAUGCUAGUGAUAAUGGUGCGAAGAAAUUCGAUAAUAAAUACGAGGAAGCGGAUGCCUUAGAGGCGCAGAUGGUGGUUAAAGCAAAUGAACUACUAGCUCUACGCGAGCGGAUUGAAAGGGAAGAAGCUGAGGCCGAAGCCGCGAGGAUUGCUAGUGAGGGGGGUGAAAGAGGGGUUAUGGAAGAGAAGAAUAGAACGCAGGCUCAGCGUGAUGCUGAGGCGUUGGAGAGGGAGAUUGACGGAUUGACGAAGGAUGUGGAUAGGUUAAGGAUGGAAGGUGAUGAGGAGAUGGCUAGGAGGAUGGAGAAGGAGAGUUAGGAAUGAGAAUGAGUUAAACGGCUAUAUAAGCCCCCAGGGGCUAGGAAUGAUUGAGAUACCUAUGAUUUAGAGAGGAAAACAACAAAAAAGGAUCUGGGAGUUUGUUGAUCAUGGCUAUAUGAAAGGAAGGGAAUAUGGUCAUGGGAUCUAUGAUGAGUAAUGAAAGGACAUACGAAUGGGGGCGUUGUUAUAGCAGGCGAGAAUGAAUUCAUGAUCUCUUUUUUUUCUGCAU
This is a messenger RNA of Hypoxylon trugodes, 2832 nucleotides long. RefSeq lists its product as uncharacterized. The coding region runs from base 297 to 2600 and encodes 767 amino acids. Lineage: Eukaryota; Fungi; Ascomycota; Sordariomycetes; Xylariales; Hypoxylaceae. The record is from RefSeq and is a predicted model, not a curated record. The transcript has a single exon.